GGCGGCGAUAGCGGCGGGGAGGAAGAAAAGGAUGCCACGGAAGCUGUUGUUGCCUUAUAAAUCUGCGUUCCCCCCUUUCGGAGCUCCAAGGGCUUCGCAUGACUCCUUGGCAAUGAACGCGGCCAGAAGCGGCUACCGGGUCUUCUCGGCGAACUCCACGGCGGCCUGCACGGAGCUGGCCCGGCGGAUCACGGAGCGUCUUGGUGUCGAGUUGGGGAAAUCUGUGGUGUAUCAGGAGACCAAUGGAGAAACAAGAGUUGAAAUAAAAGAAUCAGUCCGAGGACAGGAUAUUUUCAUUAUACAGACGAUCCCCAGAGAUGUGAACACUGCGGUCAUGGAGCUGCUGAUUAUGGCUUAUGCCCUGAAGACCUCCUGCGCCAGGAACAUCAUUGGGGUCAUCCCUUACUUCCCCUACAGCAAGCAGAGCAAGAUGAGGAAGAGGGGCUCGAUCGUCUGCAAGCUGCUGGCUUCCAUGCUAGCCAAGGCAGGUUUAACGCACAUUAUCACUAUGGACCUUCAUCAAAAGGAAAUCCAAGGCUUCUUCAGCUUUCCAGUAGACAACCUGAGAGCCUCCCCUUUCCUUCUGCAAUAUAUACAGGAAGAAAUUCCAGACUACAGAAAUGCAGUUAUUGUAGCCAAAUCUCCCGAUGCAGCAAAAAGGGCUCAGUCUUACGCCGAGAGAUUGCGCCUGGGCCUAGCAGUGAUACACGGGGAGGCCCAGUGUACGGAGCAGGACAUGGAUGAUGGUCGUCACUCGCCUCCCAUGGUCAAAAAUGCAACUGUGCAUCCUGGCCUGGAGCUGCCACUGAUGAUGGCCAAGGAGAAACCGCCGAUAACUGUGGUGGGAGAUGUCGGAGGAAGAAUUGCCAUCAUUGUGGAUGACAUCAUCGAUGACGUGGAGAGCUUCGUAGCUGCUGCAGAGAUCCUGAAGGAGAGAGGAGCCUACAAGAUAUUUGUGAUGGCCACUCACGGGCUCCUGUCGGCCGACGCGCCACGGCUCAUCGAGGAGUCCUCCAUCGAUGAGGUGGUAGUAACCAACACGGUCCCUCAUGAGGUACAGAAGCUGCAGUGCCCCAAGAUAAAGACUGUGGAUAUCAGUUUGAUCCUCUCUGAAGCCAUCCGACGAAUCCACAACGGGGAGUCCAUGGCCUAUCUCUUCCGCAACAUCACUGUUGAUGACUAGGUCGGGCAAUGCCCCUGUCCAGGCUCCCGUGAGAGAAGGAGAUGUGCAUGAAAAGGCAACACCGUAAAUUAUAGACGUAACACAACUGUUUAUUCUUGUAGGGAGGGUGAAGGUUUUCAGGGACUUGAGCCAUGAGAUGCAACAGAAAAAAAAAGUCAACUCAACCAGCACUUUAUAGGUGAACAGAAGUGGCCACUGGCUGUGGGGAGGAUUAUAGGCGUAUACUUUAAUUGAAAGAGAAAUAAGAAGGCUUUAAAUGUUUAAAUUCCUUUAUUUUUUGUAGUGUUGUCUCUUGCUCU
This is a messenger RNA of Tinamus guttatus (white-throated tinamou), 1482 nucleotides long. It is a transcript of the gene PRPSAP1, whose product is annotated as phosphoribosyl pyrophosphate synthetase associated protein 1. Gene Ontology annotation, molecular function: magnesium ion binding; ribose phosphate diphosphokinase activity; ATP binding. NCBI's taxonomy places the organism in Eukaryota, Metazoa, Chordata, Aves, Tinamiformes, Tinamidae. Gene Ontology annotation, biological process: purine nucleotide biosynthetic process; 5-phosphoribose 1-diphosphate biosynthetic process. Gene Ontology annotation, cellular component: ribose phosphate diphosphokinase complex; cytoplasm. The record is from RefSeq and is a predicted model, not a curated record.